AUGGCGCCCACACCAGCCCGGCCCCGGCACAGGCCUAGGCGGGGCCGGGGCCCCGCCCCCGGCCGGGUCUCGGGGUUGCCUGGCAACCGAUGCGGGCGCCGCCGGCGGGCUCAGCGCUCGCUGGAGCGAACCGAGCGCGGCCGCUCCCGCCCCCCGCUCCCGCCGCCUCGCGUCUCGCCCGCCGCCUCCGCCCUUGACGCUGCCCGCGUCGCGGAAUCCCUGCCCGUGGCGCCGCGUACACCUCCCCGCCGCCCGCCCCGCCUCCGCGGCCGCCUGCCUCGAAGCCCGGCUCCGCCGCCAGCUGGGCGCCCCGACCCGAGCGUCACCCCCAGGCGGCCGGACGCCCCCUCGCCGGCCAUGAGCACCUACACCUACACCAGCCGGCCGCGGCCCCCGCCCUGCCAGCGCCGCCGCUACCGGGACGACCUGCUGCCGCUGCCUGAAGAACCCAUACGGUACGGAAACAUAAUGUACGACCGGAGGGUGAUCCGAGGGAACACGUACGCGCUGCAGGUGGCACAGCCGUCUGGGCGGCCUGACCCUGUAGAGGCUCAGAAACAGCAUCAGGCUAAGAGGAAGACUCUUGCCAAAAAACGAGCCCGAGACCAGCUGAGACCGCGAACGCCGGAGCCCGUGGACGGCAGGAAGCAUGUGGACGUGCAAACAGAAUUAUACCUCGAAGAAAUUGCUGACCGCAUAAUAGAAGUUGAUAUGGAAUGCCAAACAGAUGCAUUUUUGGACAGACCACCCACACCACUCUUUAUUCCUGCCAAAACUGGCAUGGAUGUGGCCACCCAAAUACUAGAAGGAGAGCUCUUUGACUUUGAUCUUGAAGUUAAGCCAAUGUUAGAAGUUUUGGUGGGAAAGACCAUUGAGCAGGCUCUUCUGGAAGUGAUGGAGGAGGAGGAGCUGGCCAAGCUGCAGGCGCGGCAGUACAACUACGAGGAGCUGCGCAACGUCGAACUGGCCGAAGUUCAGCGACUCGAAGAGCAGGAGCGACGGCACCGGGAGGAAAAAGAGCGGCGCAAGCAGCAGCAGUGGGAGAUGGUGAACAAGAACAGCGAGACAGCGCAGAAGAUCGCAGCACACGCCUUUGCGCAGCGCUACCUGGCGGACCUGUUCCCCUCCGUCUUCGACAGUCUCCGGGAGGGGGGCUACUUCUACGAUCCCAUCGAAAGAGACAUCGAGAUAGGCUUCCUCCCGUGGCUGAUGAACGAAGUGGACAAGGCCAUGGAGUACAGUAUGGUGGGCAGGACCGUGCUGGACAUGUUGAUUCGUGAGGUGGUGGAGAAGAGACUGACGAUGUACGAGUGGAAGGAGGGCCAGGGCCCACCCGCGAAGCCCGAGGGCAGGUUCAGCGAGGCCGAGGCCAGCGGAGACGCGUGGAGGGAGGACGAGUUCCCGCCACAGGCACAGAGGCUGCUGGAGGAAAGAGACUCCCUGGUGCAGGCGCCUUUCGAGGAAAGGUUUUUGGAGAACAUGGCAUCCCCCGAGGGGAGGUUCAUGGAAGAAGAGGAAGAGCAAAGACAGACAGAAAAUCCCUAGGGAGGGACUUCUGUCCGUGGAGGGCGCUCUGGACCCACAGACGGUCGGCUUGACCAGCGGUCAGGUGAUGAUGCGUGAGGCCCCUCAGGAGGUGGAAAUUAUGUUGUAUUUAGUCAACAGGUCUUUUUGUCUAAUGGACCAGGUGAGUCAAAUGUGCUGAAAUA
This is a messenger RNA of Talpa occidentalis (Iberian mole), 1709 nucleotides long. RefSeq names its product radial spoke head 3 (gene RSPH3). Bases 1 to 1545 code for a protein of 514 amino acids. The record is from RefSeq and is a predicted model, not a curated record. Gene Ontology annotation, cellular component: cilium. NCBI's taxonomy places the organism in Eukaryota, Metazoa, Chordata, Mammalia, Eulipotyphla, Talpidae. The transcript has 9 exons.